Brassica oleracea var. oleracea is the source of this 1246-nucleotide messenger RNA. RefSeq lists its product as uncharacterized. NCBI's taxonomy places the organism in Eukaryota, Viridiplantae, Streptophyta, Magnoliopsida, Brassicales, Brassicaceae. The transcript has a single exon. Bases 65 to 1171 code for a protein of 368 amino acids. The record is from RefSeq and is a predicted model, not a curated record.
ACGGUUCUUUUUCUUCUUCUUUGUUUAGUUUAAAUUUAUUGCUUAUCUUUAGCUAAGAACAGUCAUGUCUCUCCUUCUCAGCCACUCUCCGAAGAUCUUCAUUCGAAAACCGGUGUUGGUAAGAGCCUCUGCUGGCCGCUCAUCUUCUCCGCUGCAAACCCCUCCUUGUUUCGUCCGUGGCGAGGAUCCUUGUGGGCCGGAUCAUGUAGAACUCCGUAUUGCAUAUGCUACUAGAUUUUAUCCUAAACUGAUAAAAAAGGCGCCUGUCGAGUUGGUGUAUAACGAUGCUAGUGAUGCAGCGGUAACAACAAUCGGGUCCUCUCACGGCUGGGUAGCCUCUUUGAUGCAUGACGUAGGCACUCUGCGUCUCCAUGAUGAUCUAAACCCGGUUGCUUCGAAUUCAGAUCCAAAACGCAUCUUGCUGCCUCCUCUUGUAACUUUGCCUCAUUGCCAAACCCAAAUCAUCACCAACGUUUCCUUGUCCUCACUAUCUCCAGAGGAAGAAGAUUGUGUCGUGGCUGUCAAGUUCUUGGGACACCAACUCAGCUUUUGCAGACCUGCUUCUCAAAGCAACUCCAAGUGGUUCAACAUCAAAAUCGACAACCCAUGUUUCUUCUCCUCCCGUGUCAUGUUCUCCAAGAGACAUAACAUGUUUCGCUUACCUGGAGCGGGAGGCCAACUCAUUGGAUCAUGGGAUCUCUGCGAAGACAAGCACACACCCAAGUUUCAGGAGUUGCGAUAUCACAACCUUCCCGAGCUGAGCAAAGCUGAACGUGAGACUAUGCACUCCUGUUUCACGAGCGAACACUUGGUGGAAUCUCGAUCCACUGGUGAAACUUUUUUGGUCAAGUUGUUCAGACAGACCGUGGACGGUACCAGUUUGAAAGUAAAAGGUACCAAAUUGAAAACAAAAGGUGUAAUGGUGUUCAAGGUAGACGACCAUGGAAAUGCAGUGUACACUCAAGACAUUGGAGAUCUCGCCAUCUUCCUCUCAAAGUCUGAACCUUUUUGUGUCCGUGCUAGCUCUUUUCCUGGCGUGAGCCCUAACCAUGUCUAUAUGUUGGAUGUCAGGGAGGUGGCAUAUUUCAAGCUUACGGAUUCUUCCAUCAUAAGUUAUACUCACAGAUUCAAUGCCCCUUACUGUUGUCCACCUCAAAAUAUAGAAUAUUAAGUUUGGGAUUUGAGUCGAGUCUGGUAGAGUCUCUGUGUCUUCUUUAAAAUUUUCAACCAUCAAAAUAAAAUAUGU